GUUUGGAGCAUGUCCGUCGCGACGCGUCGCAACCGAUCAAUAAAUUCGCGAGGUGUGAAUCAUAGUCGAAAAUACCGCAAAUAAAGCGCGUAACAAUAAAAAACAACUCAAUUCGGCAAUUUAAACCGGUAACAGCUCGUUUAGAGAGAGUUUCAUCGAGCAACCCUCUGCAGAAACAGUUGACAGUCGCGCACCGCCGGCAUCUUAACGAUCCAAACACCCAUGCAACCUGCUCUACCGUCUUUUGUUUACGCCUGAGCCGACUGUGCAAAUCGGAGCGUCAUUUUUUGUUAAUAAACAGCUCUUGUCUCCAAAUUGCUGGGUUAUGGCCUCUAAAGUGAUUGCUAAGUUGCCCGUCCAGCCUUUUGCCCAGGUCAACGGGGUGAAUAAAACGAGCUUGGGCAACGUUAAUGGCGAGGUUGUGGCUGUUUCUAGGACUCCAGAGCUUUCCUUCAAAAAUCUGGAUGGUCCCAAGACGCAGGAGGCCUCAAGAGUGGCGCAGCUGGAGCAGAACAUCCGCUUUCUGCAAGAACAACACCAGUUGAUGCUUAGCGGACUGCACAACGAAAUCGAGAGUUUAAGGAACAGAAACAAAGAGCUGCAGUUUCAACUGGUUUUUGUGAAAGGUGCAGUGCCCAGCACUCCUUCGUCGCCCGAAGAUGAAUCCAGAUACAAGACGUACAACAGUCCAAAAACUUUCAACAUCACACCGUUGCAAGUGGAACUGUUGGAAAAGGAGUUGGGAGACUUGAAGCUGCAGCUGCAGGAAGCUGAAAGUCGCAACGUCUACCUAUCAGCCAUAACCGAUGAACAAAAAAAAAAACUGGAAAGGUACGAACGGGACCGGGAGAAAGAACGCGAACGAGCCUGUCAACCGGAUCCUGAACUGCUGCGCAAACUGGACGACGCCGAGGCCAUAAUACGCAGGCUGCGCAGGGAAAAUUCAGACCUGCGCAGAGAGACGCAGGCGGUGGUGCAAGCCGCGCAGCAGCAGCAGCAACAGUUCCACCCCCACCACCACCACCAUCACAACAACGCGAAUGGCGGUGGGGGCGCCGGUGGUAACAGCGGCGGAGGGGGGGACAGAUCGCCCAAUCACGCGAGCUCGAGAGAAACCAACGGCGGCGGCGGUGGGAACUACCACGGCAACUCCAGGGGCGGUCAGGGACAAAACAGGGGAAAUCAUAGACAUCAUAGGGGACACGGCGGUGGCAACAACCACUUCAGGGGCAACUGGUUCCCCCCUCUACACUCGCAAAGCUACUGGCAGGGCGGGAGCAAAAACCAGGUUCCCGUAGGAGAAGCCGCCGCGUUGCCAAAUCUCCAAACGCCAGACGCGGCAACGGGGAGCGCCUGUCAACAACCGCCGCAACAAUAUCAACAGCCACAAGGUCGAAGGUCGCACAACAACAACAACAACAACCAUCAUUACCAUAGCAACGGUGAGAGUAGAAAGCACCGGCAGAAUAAAGGCGGGAAAGCAUCCUAAUGUGUACCCACCUUUAACGAGGCACACCGCCUUUUGUUAUGCGCAGUCGCAUGCGAUACGAGACCAGGGUUGACAUUGACGUGAAUAUUUUUCGACAGUGUUGCCAAGUUUGUAAUUUGGCCUUAACAGCGUCAAAAUUUGAACAAAACCCACCACCUUAAUAUUGUCAAAACAUUCAAACUAAAUACAACCCAAACAAGACAUUUCUGGAGAUCCUACGUUAUACCUGGCAACACUGUACGAUAAAAGCGAUGCUGAAAGCAAUAAGUAUGAAAUGCGUCUGCGCGUGCGUAGUUGGUUGCCUAAUCCACUUCAUAUAACGCUUAAAGGCUGUUUUCAACAAAACAAAUAGUAAAAUAACUUUGUAAACUGGGUAUUCUUAACUUUUGACUUGCAUAAUAACUUUUAAUAUUAUUAUUUGACAGUUUAUUGUUGAUUACAUUUUUUAAAUACCACAUUCCCAGGUGGACGAUUUUUUACGAUUAAAAUCAAAUCUUGAGUACAAUUUUUGACCAAUUAAAAAAAUUAUUCAAGUUACCUAAAUAAUAUAAAUAGGAAUAAAAUACCUAUAGACUGUUCUUUUAUAAAUAGUAUUAAGAAUACCAUCUACUGGGAAUAAUUAUUGUUAGCAAUCUUGCAAUUUGAAUCUGAUGUUAAACUAUAAUAAACCAUUUCUUAAUAACCCAGUUUAGUUGACAUUUUUAAUGGCAUUUGACAGCUAAAUCUGUCAAAUUACAUAAAAAAUAAACUUUAGACGUAGCUAUGAAUGUUGAAUUGUUGUUAGUACAAAAUUGAUUAAAUAAACUGGGUUUUAAAACAUAGAAAAAUAAAAUAUUGAUGUUUUAAAUUUAUUCACAGCUUUCAUAAAUUGUUUCAGAGUUAAAAUAUUGUGAUAUAUGGUCUGAAUACCCCCUCUCCCGAAUAUUAUAUUCCUAAGAAAUGUCUAGCUUCAUACGUGAUCUAUUUUAUAAAAAAAAACAA
This is a messenger RNA of Brassicogethes aeneus, 2470 nucleotides long. The record is from the annotation of a GenBank genome assembly. NCBI's taxonomy places the organism in Eukaryota, Metazoa, Arthropoda, Insecta, Coleoptera, Nitidulidae.